Messenger RNA from Pipistrellus kuhlii (Kuhl's pipistrelle), 2187 nucleotides. It is a transcript of the gene MRTO4, whose product is annotated as MRT4 homolog, ribosome maturation factor. Gene Ontology annotation, cellular component: nucleolus; preribosome, large subunit precursor. Gene Ontology annotation, biological process: ribosomal large subunit biogenesis; ribosomal large subunit assembly; rRNA processing. The transcript has 8 exons. Lineage: Eukaryota; Metazoa; Chordata; Mammalia; Chiroptera; Vespertilionidae. The coding region runs from base 144 to 860 and encodes 238 amino acids. The record is from RefSeq and is a predicted model, not a curated record. Gene Ontology annotation, molecular function: RNA binding.
CGGCGGCCGGCGGAGAGGCUGACUGCAGCGCAGAUUGGGUCAGGCACUUGCGAAGACAGCUCUCCAGAGCCGUCCCAGAAGCCCCCGCGCCACCGGGGUCCUAGCAGGCAGCGCCGCCUUCCGCCGCACGUGUCUGUGGAGAGAUGCCCAAGUCCAAGCGCGACAAGAAAGUUUCCUUAACCAAAACUGCCAAGAAAGGCUUGGAACUGAAACAGAACCUGAUCGAAGAGCUUCGGAAAUGUGUGGACACGUACAAGUACCUUUUCAUCUUCUCCGUGGCCAACAUGCGGAACAGCAAGCUGAAGGACAUCCGGAACGCCUGGAAGCACAGCCGGAUGUUCUUUGGCAAAAACAAAGUGAUGAUGGUGGCCUUAGGUCGAAGCCCAGCGGAUGAGUACAAAGACAACCUCCAUCAGGUCAGCAAGAAGUUGAGGGGUGAAGUUGGCCUCCUUUUCACCAAUCGCACGAAGGAGGAAGUGAAUGAGUGGUUCACGAAAUAUGCGGAAAUGGACUACGCCCGGGCUGGAAACAGAGCCACGUUCACCGUGAACCUGGACCCGGGGCCCCUGGAGCAGUUCCCCCACUCCAUGGAGCCCCAGCUGAGGCAGCUCGGCCUGCCCACCGCCCUCAAGAAGGGUGUGGUGACCCUGCUGUCCGACUACGAGGUGUGCAAGGAGGGCGACGUGCUGACCCCAGAGCAGGCGCGUGUGCUGAAGCUUUUCGGCUAUGAGAUGGCUGAAUUCAAGGUGACCAUCAAAUACAUGUGGGAUGCACAGUCUGGAAGGUUCCAACAGAUGGGAGAUGACUUGCCAGAGAGCGCGUCCGAGUCGGCGGAAGAGUCAGAGGAAGAUGAUGACUGAUGAUGGGCACGUGGACUGAGGGCCACCCGGCCAUGCCAGCUGUCAUCCUGACCACACUGGACUGAUGCUGCCCCUCUUGGAGCAGCUAUUUGUUGCUGUGAUGAAGACAAGAGGGCGAUAGGGACAGACUGUUUCCCUACAAAGAAUAAAACUGUCUGUAGGGUGUCUCCCUGUAGAUGGCAAAGGAACUUUUCUCAGAAAAAAAGGCCUUUGGGUUUGGACUUUUGUUCGGAUUCUUGGGGUUCCUUUUCACAACCUGCGUCAGCUUCCAGCACUAGUUCCUGCGAGACUUCUGAGCCCAGGAGAGCAGCCUCGGGCUUCUCUUCCCUGGCCCUCAGUGCCCUUGCUUGAAACAAGUUUGCUGAGGAAAUCAGGCACGCUGGCCCUGACUGGCAUGGCUCAGUUGAGCAUCGUGCCAUGCACUGAGAGGUUGUGGGCUCAGUCCCCAGUAAGGGGUGGGCAAGAGACAGCUGAUCUGUUUCUCGUUGAUGUUUCUCUUCAUGCCCCUUCCUCUCUCUAAAAUCAAUAAAAUAAAAACAUUUUAUACAGAGAAAAGCAGGCAGUUUGGCUCCUAUUCCUACCCCUACACACACUCCCAAACCAGAGCUGACAAGCUUCUGGAGGACCAAGUGACAGAGGCUUUAGCUGGGACCAGAGUAAAGCCCCUGGGGAAAUCGAGUGUUAAUGUUCCAGAGCAUCCUGGGAGGUCUUGGCGGUGACUCUAAUGAUAGUGGGUUUUUUGCCCAAAUUGUUCUAUUUGUAAAGGACUCCAUGAGACCAUUUCUGAACAGAAAACCUACUUCAAGUUCAAUGGCCAUUUACCCUGUGUGGAAGGGCCACCUGCAGUCCCUCCUGAGAGGUCAGCGCAGGAGGCGGGGAGCCCUUCCCACUGCCUCUGUCCUUCAAUGGGGGUCCAUACUCCUGCGCCCUUCUCCCCAGGCCUUAGGAAGACAGGCUGCUGGCAGCAGAAGAAAGCUCACCAGGUGUGCUGGGGCCUGGGCUACCCCGGUGCCUGCUUUAUUCAGACCGGAAAUGCUGGAGCAACUCACGGCCCCAGCCUUGACAUUUUGUGAAGGCAACUGGGAGUAUUCCAAGAAUAUAGGAAACAUUUGUGAACAGAUGAUGAGAAAGAACAGGCUAAACAAAGCCGCAUAAGGCCAGGGUGAGAACGAAAGGGACCCUCUGCCACCACGUCAGGACGAGGCCUAACGGAAGUAGUUGGGACACUCAUGGGCAACCAGGUGCCAGGCCUGAUCAAAGGCCUGCACAACGGCUGGCUCCAGGGGCCCUUCCUCGGUCGCUGCCAGGUUCUGCUCCAGCUGCUCCA